This is a messenger RNA of Salvelinus sp. IW2-2015, 1535 nucleotides long. It is a transcript of the gene ch25hl3, whose product is annotated as cholesterol 25-hydroxylase like 3. NCBI's taxonomy places the organism in Eukaryota, Metazoa, Chordata, Actinopteri, Salmoniformes, Salmonidae. Gene Ontology annotation, molecular function: C-4 methylsterol oxidase activity; iron ion binding; steroid hydroxylase activity. Gene Ontology annotation, biological process: cholesterol metabolic process; sterol biosynthetic process. Gene Ontology annotation, cellular component: endoplasmic reticulum membrane. The record is from RefSeq and is a predicted model, not a curated record.
UGACUUGUAUAAAUUGGAAUGUGAUUUUUUAAAAACAUUUAUUGCUUCUGUGGCUCUAUUACCCUCCCACCAAACGACAGACAAGCGUGUUCUGUCAACCAUUGUGGAAGAGAAAAUAAGUAUUUACUUAGCACUCGAGCAACUAAAUGCGUACCUUCAGCUGGAGACAGUGAAUUGAAGAAACUACAUCAUGGACUACGUUAUUACAAAGUAGUAGCCAACACACUUGGAUAAAUGCUGAGAACACUUCAUGAUGGUCAUUUUUGGUUUGAUUAAAAAAUAACCCUUCGUUUGCUGUUAUUAUGAAUAUUAGUACUUUUCUAAAACAUGGGAACCCAGAUGGACUGCUGCUCCAGGCGCUGUGGGAUGAUCUGCGUGCACAACGGGAGUUCCUCACGUCACCUUUCCUGCCCGCAUGCCUCGCUUUCCUCAUCCACCUUCUCCUCUGCGCACCUUUUCUAGCCUUUGAAGUGCUGGGAUGUUUCUGGCCACGGAUAAAUCUCUACAGGAUCUCGAGGACCGCUGAACCGUUGCUGUUGUGUUUGCAGCGAUGGGUUUACUGCUGUUGGAGGAUUUUUCUGAAAUACCUGACAACUGUUCUCCCAGCCACAGCGCUUUAUCAAAGAGUUAGGAUUCCAAGAUUUCCCGAACUCGCGCCUUCAUGCAGCCUGCUCAUUGGGGAGGUUAUCGCGUGCCUACUUUUAUUUGAUGCGCUGUUCUUUAUAUGGCAUUAUUCCAUGCAUCGGGUUCCCUGGCUGUAUCGGAGGGUCCACCAGAAUCAUCACCAGAACCGGAUCACCUUCGCCCUGGCUGCCCAGGACGCCAGCCCGGCUGAGCUACUCUCCCUGCAGAUGCUGGCCCUGAGCAGUGCCUGGGUGGUGGGCUGCCACCCUCUGAGUGAGGCCCUGUUCCACCUGCUCAACACCUGGCUGGCCAUAGAGGACCACUGUGGCUACGACCUGCCCUGGGCCAUCCAUAGACUACUGCCCUGCUUCGGAGGGGCCCCCUUCCACCAGGCACACCACCACAUCUACAGGGGGAACUAUGCCCCCUACUUCAGGCACUGGGACUGGCUCUGUGGGACCUACCUGGGCGUAAGGGAGGAGGCUGGGAGUAAACAUGGAGGGAGGACAAUGAAGAGACAUUAAUUUGGCGUCAUGGAACCGCCCCUUCUUCCACAGAGUAUAAAACCCACUUCCUACAAAAUCUACAUUAAGUCAGAGAACGCCGGGACAGAGUCCUCACGUUGGAAUGGCUACAAUUCUAUAGAUCAUUAGACCAUACAGCUGUAGUUUUGGCUACACGAUUAGAAAUGGUUAAAAUCUGAGACUAUCAAUCACUACAGAAUAAGAGCAAAUCUUAGACAUAAGAUAAAUAUAUAUAUUGCAAUUAUUCUCAAAUGAGCGGCCGUUCAUGUGCAAAGGAUUAGAAUUUCAAUGAUUAUAAUUAUCCACUGUGUAUAGUGAAUCCAUUUUGUCUUUCCUGCUCUUUCUCAGUCCCCACCCCUUUCCUUUGUCAUUUAGCCCACUAGGGAC